Messenger RNA from Macrosiphum euphorbiae (potato aphid), 300 nucleotides. Lineage: Eukaryota; Metazoa; Arthropoda; Insecta; Hemiptera; Aphididae. The record is from the annotation of a GenBank genome assembly.
AUGUUGUCCAGACUUAUUGAACUUAAGCAAUUUUGCAUGACUAAUAAUCAAAUUAUCUUAUCUUCUAAUGAUUGGAAUUCAGUUGAAAAUAUGGUUACAGCUUUAGAUCCAGCUAAAAUUGCCACAGUCCAAAUGCAAUCGACCUCUUUAACUAUUGGUGAUGUGUAUGGUAUUUGGUUAGACUCAAACGUCCUUAUCAAAAAUAAAUAUUCCACUAUCAAAAACAUUAAUAAAAAAAUAUGGCUGAACGACAAAAAAACAUUUUUACCAAUCCUGUAUUUGAAUCAGCUAUUUAUCUAG